Candoia aspera is the source of this 3016-nucleotide messenger RNA. Its product is annotated as NADH-cytochrome b5 reductase 2. Lineage: Eukaryota; Metazoa; Chordata; Lepidosauria; Squamata; Candoiidae. The record is from RefSeq and is a predicted model, not a curated record. The transcript has 9 exons. Gene Ontology annotation, molecular function: FAD binding; oxidoreductase activity. The coding region runs from base 154 to 1071 and encodes 305 amino acids.
GCCCCAGAAGCGCCCUUUACCCUUCCGAGCAGGCGAAGCUGCGGGAGGCGUAAGCUUGUGGGAAGAAGCUGCGAGGUCUCAAGAGCAAGGAAGAGGGAGAGAGGACCCCCCGCACCCCCAUUCUUGCCUGCGGAGGAAUUGCUGCCCCGAGACAUGGAGUCGACCAGUUUGGAUAUUUCCAUCUUGAUCGCUGUGGCUGCAGUUGUACCAUCAAUCCUCUUUUUGCUUUAUAAAAUAAUUGGAUCUCAGAAAAAGAAAGAUCCAGUUACCUUGCAGGAUCCAAUGAUCAAAUAUCCAUUGUGUUUGAUAGAGAAAGAGGAUAUCAGCCAUGAUACCAGGAGAUUUCGAUUUGCACUUCCAUCACCAGAACAUAUAUUGGGCUUGCCUAUAGGCCAGCAUGUAUACCUUUCUGCCAAAGUCGGUGGUAACAUUGUGAUUCGGGCUUACACUCCAGUUUCUAGUGAUGAAGUGAAAGGCUAUGUUGAUUUAAUAAUAAAGGUUUACCACAAAAAUGUUCACCCCAAAUUUCCGGAAGGUGGAAAGAUGUCCCAGUACUUAGACAACAUGAAGAUUGGUAAUACCAUUGAUUUCAGAGGGCCUAAUGGGCUUCUGGUAUACAAAGGAUCAGGCAAAUUUGCUAUCAAAUUGGAUAAAAAGUCUGAAGCAAGGAUAAAGUUUGUUAAGCACCUUGGGAUGAUUGCUGGGGGAACAGGAAUUACUCCCAUGCUUCAACUGAUCCGCCACAUCACAAGGGACCCUACUGAUAAUAUGAAAUGUUAUCUCCUUUUUGCUAAUCAGACAGAACAAGAUAUAUUACUGAGACCAGAGCUUGAAGAUGUAGCUGCAAACCACCCAGACCAGUUUAAAUUGUGGUACACUUUGGACAGACCACCUCAAGGAUGGAAAUAUAGUUCUGGCUUUGUUACUGCAGACAUGAUAAAGGACCAUCUUCCUCUCCCCUCUGGAGACAGUUUGAUUCUUAUGUGUGGACCUCCACCCAUGAUUCAGUUUGCCUGUCAGCCCAGUCUUGAGCUUCUGGGAUAUGGAAAAGAAAGCACAUUUGCUUACUGAACUUGAAGUUAAUUCAUUAGGAAAUGUCAUGGAUACUAUGGUUAUGCAAAACAUUUGAAGGUGCUCUUUACAAAGUGGGUUGAUGUAAGUGAAGUGUUCCUCCUUGAGGCAUUAAAACAACCAUGGCCUCUAGAAAGGUCACUACAGCUACUUUGAAGAGUUUUUCCAAAUGUGUGCAUGUGUUUUGUGCAUGUACAACUGCUUUGAUUGGCUGGCAGUCCCCGGGGAAAGUGUUGUCUGUGCAAGAACACACAUUGCAGAGAUAGCUGGGGAAAGACUUCAGAGGCGCUGACCCUUCAGAAAAAGGACACUUUUCUGACACUUUUCUGUGCAAAGUACCCCUUUCUAAUACUUUGCACAGCCUUAAUAAAGGUUUAUGAACCUUUUCUCACUUGAAUAAAAUGAUAUAUUUUGUGGGCUCUGUAUUUCCAUGUAAUAUUUCUUGUUGCAAUUAUUAAUGUAUAAAGUGUGAACUGCUUUUGAAACAAGUUGGUUAGAAUGAGUUGCAAUGGACAGAAGUAGAGAGCCUGUGGCUUCCUGCAACCUCUGAAGCCCCUUUUUGCAGCCUUUGGAGCUUCUUCUGGCCAGUUGCUGAAGCUGACUUCAGUUUCUCUCCAAUAUGAAGUAGGAAAUGUAAAAACUAUGACAUGCAGUUUUUAAAACAUAUAAUUAAAAAGUCAAGUUCUGGUUUAUUUAAAACAUGACCCAAAAAAAUCUGAUGGGGGUUCUCUUCUAAAUAGCCAAUUUAAGUCCAGAUCUCCCUCCCCAAGUUAUGACUCCAGCUGACUUUCAUGGCACACUGAGCCAUUCCUAGAGAGAAAACAUGCUCACCUUCCUUGGUCUGACAAAAUCCUAUUGAUGAAAUUCUUUAAUGCGCAGUCUCUGACUGGAGAGGGAUGCAUUUAGCAUGGCAUUUCUUGUGGGAAAGAUGGUGGUCAAGUGUCAUCUAAUUUUCCAAAAUGUUUUUCUUCUGAAUCUAUGCAGUUUUGCAUGCGCAUUUAGAAUAAGCAUGCACCUAUAGAUGGAGAGAUUCAGCACUACCCACUAUGGAGGAAUGGGUGGUGAAGCUGACACAUUUUGCUGAAAUUGAUAAAUUGACUUCUUUGAUUAAUGACACUACCUACAUUUACAGAUGACUAGAAGCCAUGACUUUUUGCAUAAAAAUGAAAAAAAUGAAUUUGUGAUUUAUGGUUUUGAUGAUUAGACAGGACAGAUUAUAGAAAGAAGAGUAAUAUGAUGCAUUGUUAGAGGGGUUAAAUAUAUUGUACUUAUAACUGCUGUGAAGAAUAUCGGAAGCUCCUGCCUUAUAUAUUUCUUCUCUUUUCUAUUUUUAACACUUCUCCUUUUCUUGCACUUUCUGCUCUUUCUUUGAUUUCCUUCGUUUUCCCUUCUUUAUUUUCUUAGUUUAUAUUAUUUUGUGUGUUUUUAAUCUUCUUGUUUAAAAGUUUAAUAAAAAUUAUUAAAAAAUAAAAAAUAGAAUAAGCAUGAAAUUAUAGCACUAUUUCCUAUCAUAAACUUCAAACCAAGCUACUAAAGGGAAAUGUGCUUUAUACAUACCAACUUCAUAGCUGUAACUACUACUAGGAUUGACAUCACCUAAUCUUGUGUGCCAGCAUUUGAAGUGUAAGCAUUUUCCACAGAAACAUUUAAUGAUAUUUAGAUAAUAAUGAAGGCAAGCAAGGAAACUAUAUUUUAAAACCAUUGUUCUCAUGCAGAACUUUAUACCUCAGCUGGAUUCAAAAUAGUCAUAAUGCAGCAGAGAAAUCAAAAUCCUGCCAUUUAUUGAUGUAAAGAUACUCUGAUCCAAUGUAUUUUACUUUGUAGCCCAAAUGUGCUUCAUUGCUCAUGUGUCAGCUCCUGGGAACACCUGUACACAUGCUGGUAAUACAACAGCUGUUUUUCUAAAAAAAUUGUACAGUAAAGCUUGACAUGUUUGAACAUGCAA